CGAUCAUAUAGACCCGGCGCAUAUCGAACGCUCCUCCCGCAAAACCCUAAUAAAUCUUCAGUUUCACAAUUAACUCCGCUCAAUUCCCCCAUUUUCUCCAAUUUCUCCUCCAAAUUCUCGAAGAUUUAGAGCCAUGGAAAGUCGCAUAGUACUGGACGAGAGUAAAUUUGAGCAGAAGCUUCAGCUAUGGGCGCUUCGGAUCCCACGCGAGCUCUCCAGCUCCGUCACUCGCCUCCUUCAUGGCUGCUUGCUAGAUAAGCCUCGUAUCAAACCCAUAACUGAAGAUCCGGACUGUGAGAAAAAUCGCCUCGCCGUAUUAUCUGAAAGGAUCCAAAACCCUGAUUUAUCUGAGAUCCCUGAUGAAAAGCUGGAUUCACUGAAGAAGUUGUGCAAUUUCGAAGCAGUUCCCUAUUCAUUGACACUUGGGUACUCUUACUGGAGUGCAGACCAUAUUUUGAAGAAAAUUCUGCCUGCAGGAGUGGAAGUGCCUUCUUCUUUUGAAACAAUAGGCCAUAUUGCUCAUCUAAAUAUAUCUGAUGAAUUGCUUCUUUACAAGGAUGUCAUAGCAAAGGUUAUCUAUGAUAAGAAUCACCCUAGAAUCCAAACAGUGGUAAAUAAAGUUGGAACUAUCACAAACGAAUUCCGAGUGCCAAAAUUUGAAAUUUUAGCAGGAAAAGAUGAUAUGGUCACUGAGGUUAAGCAGUAUGGUGCUACUUUCAGACUUAAUUAUGGUUUGGUCUACUGGAACUCGAGACUCGAGCAUGAGCACAUACGGCUGGUUUCCCUUUUCCAGAAAGGAGAUAGUAUUUGCGACAUGUUUGCUGGAAUUGGUCCCUUCUCAAUUCCAGCUGCACAGAAAGGAUGCACUGUGUAUGCAAAUGAUUUAAAUCCUGAUAGUGUCCAUUAUUUAAGAACAAAUGCAAAGAUAAAUAAGGUGGAGGACCAUGUUAUUCCAUAUAACAUGGAUGCUAGAGCAUUCAUUCGUCACUUGGUGGUACCGACUGAUUCGGAGAUGGAAGUAGAGUCUCAAUGUGCUACUAUUAGAGGAAGUAAGGGAAACACAUUACAACCUAAUGAAGAAUCAGCUAUGGAAAAAGGAACUCUAGAUGAUGCUGGAGACAGUGAAAAAUGUGUGAAUGGUUCAUCUACCAUUGCCGCUAAGAGACGAGCAGAGAUCUCCAGUGAAGAUGGCGGCACUGAAAAUAAUGACUUAAAUGCAACGACCAAGAGACACAGAAACACUAACAAGAGAGUACGUGGCUGUGUACCAUCUUCUCUCAAGCCCUGGGAACAUUUUGAUCACAUGAUAAUGAAUCUUCCUGCUUCUGCUCUGCAAUUUCUUGAUGUUUUCCAUGGUCUUCUCCGGAAGAAACACUGGAAGGGGCUUUUACCUUGGAUACACUGCUACUGUUUCAUGCGUUCAAAUGAAACGAAAGAAUCUAUACUCGCUGAUGCAGAGUCGACUUUAAAUGCCAAAAUAGCAGACCCAAUUUUUCAUAGGGUUCGAGAUGUUGCGCCCAACAAGGCUAUGUAUUGUUUGAGCUUCAGGCUGCCCGAAGAAUGUUUUAAGGAGGAAUCGCAAGGUUUGAUGCUAUCCGCUGAUACCAAGUCAUAGUGUCACAGAAAUAGAACCCCGUCGCCUACUUAUUGUGCUUUUCUGAGCGACUCGUGAAGCUACACUUCCCUCUACAGGUACUCAAUUGGCAUUGCACCUUUUCUUCACUUAAUUUAAUUCUGAACAUUUGGUUGUCAGGAAUCUUGCAUUUCAAAUACAGCUACCUAUACUCUCAUUGCUGAUUAAAAUGAAGAUGGGUGAUAAAAAGAUGUGUGAUGGUUUUUCAUUUUAACCGCACAAAUUGGUUUCUUUCAUGGUACUUGGGAGACAAAAAGGAUCUGCAAUAAUGUGUCACGAUGAGUUUUUGGUUCUAUUUACAAUUGCAUUUUUGUUAAUCCCUAUAUUUAUAUGAUUGUCAAAAUGAAAGAUGAAUCCAUUGUUAUGUAUUGUACAACUACAGCAAGAAUUCAAAUCCUAGUUACCUUUUCUACAUUAGCAAA
Messenger RNA from Ananas comosus (pineapple), 2055 nucleotides. RefSeq names its product tRNA (guanine(37)-N1)-methyltransferase. Lineage: Eukaryota; Viridiplantae; Streptophyta; Magnoliopsida; Poales; Bromeliaceae. The record is from RefSeq and is a predicted model, not a curated record. The transcript has 11 exons. Gene Ontology annotation, cellular component: cytoplasm. The coding region runs from base 134 to 1615 and encodes 493 amino acids. Gene Ontology annotation, biological process: tRNA N1-guanine methylation.